GUCCCCCGACAUGCGGCCUGUAAGGUGAGCACCCUUGUAGCUACCGCCAGGAACAUCACCGCCCUCUCCGAACAAACAUCAUUCUGGGUGCCUCCGAUAGUUAUACGCAACACCGCUCUUCGUCGCUUCUUCGGUUCAAUCUUAGGUUAUCUCCCAGCCAUUCUCUCGACCCUCUUCCGCCAUGGCGGCUAACAAGGCGUCCCGAUUGGGGGAAGAGAUCUGGAAGACACGGAUAGACAAGGUCAACGCCGAGCUGGUCGUCCUCACAUACGGCACCAUCGUUGCGCAGCUGUGUAAGGACUUUGACAGCGACUAUGUCGAGGUCAACAAGCAACUCGAUAGAAUGGGGUACAACAUCGGUCUGCGCCUAAUCGAGGAUUACCUUGCGAAAUCCAACACUGUACGCCGAUGUUCGAACUUUAAGGAAACAGCCGAGAUGAUCGCGAAGGUUGGGUUCAAGAUAUUCCUCAACAUCACGCCAACGAUAGCGAAUUGGACCAACGACGGCAAGCAGUUCUCCCUGAUCUUCGAUGAGAACCCCUUUGCCGACUUUGUGGAACUACCCGACGACGGCCGGGCCCAAGACGAGCUGUGGUAUUCGAAUAUCCUGUGCGGCGUGUUGAGGGGAGCGUUGGAGAUGGUACAAAUGCAGGUGGAGGCCCAUUUCAUCAGCGACGUGCUCAGGGGUAACGAUACGACCGAGAUGCGCAUCACGCUGAUACGAUAUAUCGAUGACGAGUUGCCACCAGAGGACGACUAG
Messenger RNA from Podospora bellae-mahoneyi, 760 nucleotides. RefSeq lists its product as uncharacterized. The record is from RefSeq and is a predicted model, not a curated record. Gene Ontology annotation, biological process: endoplasmic reticulum to Golgi vesicle-mediated transport; intra-Golgi vesicle-mediated transport. NCBI's taxonomy places the organism in Eukaryota, Fungi, Ascomycota, Sordariomycetes, Sordariales, Podosporaceae. The transcript is spliced from 4 exons. The coding region runs from base 182 to 760 and encodes 192 amino acids. Gene Ontology annotation, cellular component: cytosol; cis-Golgi network membrane; TRAPP complex.